GACCCUCCAUCGUGACCCCUCCUAAGGACAUCUGGAAUGUGACGGGAGCACAGAUCUACCUGAGCUGUGAAGUCAUGGGCAUCCCAACCCCUGUCCUCAUCUGGAACAAGAUAAUUCGGGGACAGUAUGGUGUCCAGAGGAUGGAGCUUCUACCUGGGGACCGGGAAAACUUGGCUAUCCAGACCCGAGGGGGCCCUGAGAAACACGAAGUGACUGGCUGGGUGCUCAUAUCUCCUCUGAGCAAAGAGGAUGCUGGAGAAUACGAGUGUCAUGCAUCAAAUGCCAAAGGAGAGGCAACAGCUUCUGCAAAAAUCCACGUUGUGGAAACCCUGCAUGAAAUAGCCCUGACCAAAGAUGAUGGUGCAGAGCUGUGAUGUGAUGUGAGGACUUCCACUUACGCACAGUUUUCAAUUAGUAUUUUGGAAAGCUGCAACCUCUGGCUUUUUUCUAGCUCACUAAUCACUCCCUUUUAACUCCCUUACUCUUUGAUUACCGAUCUGCUUGCACACUUAUUUCACAUGUACACAAAUAAAGAGAUGCACAAGUUUGAUUACAAAUUUUAAUUCUAUUUACAGGAAAUAAAACUUUUCAACAGCACA
Molecule: messenger RNA, 599 nt
Organism: Eurypyga helias (sunbittern)
Lineage: Eukaryota; Metazoa; Chordata; Aves; Eurypygiformes; Eurypygidae
Gene: IGFBP7
Product: insulin-like growth factor binding protein 7
Exons: 4
Biological process (GO): regulation of cell growth; regulation of signal transduction
Cellular component (GO): extracellular region
Molecular function (GO): insulin-like growth factor binding
Source: RefSeq, a predicted model, not a curated record